Hibiscus syriacus is the source of this 1572-nucleotide messenger RNA. RefSeq lists its product as uncharacterized. The record is from RefSeq and is a predicted model, not a curated record. NCBI's taxonomy places the organism in Eukaryota, Viridiplantae, Streptophyta, Magnoliopsida, Malvales, Malvaceae. The transcript has 3 exons. Bases 1 to 1572 code for a protein of 523 amino acids.
AUGUUUUCUGCUCGCAUUAAAAGAGUUAAUUCUGAUAGGUUUUCUAAUGCAUUGGCUGGUGACUGGAACUUUGCUGAGAACUAUGAUUUUGUUGAGGGAGGUAGGCUAUGGAUUUUUUUGGAGGAAGCAUUUGUUGUCACUGUUUUGAGAUGUUGUGACCAAGUUAUUACUAUUAUUGGGGUUGUUGAUGGGCACAGAACAACUAUUACUGCUAUAUAUGGCAGUAAUAAUGGUGUUGUUAGAAGGGAUCUUUGGGAUCAUCUAAGUGGGUAUUUCAACAUCAUUGCCAAGCCUGAGGAGAGUUCUGACUUUGAUGUCAUGAGAGUCCAUUACACCCCUGACAUUAAGGACUUCCAGGAGUGUUUGGAGGGCCUAGACCUUAUUGAUCAUCCUUUUCUUGGGCCUUUAUUCACCUGGUCCAACAAGCAAGAUGGCUCUUACUUAGCCCGCAAACUUGACAGAAUUUUAGUCAACGAUCAAUGGUUAUUGGAUUUCCCAGACUCUUUUGUAGAUUACAAAGCCCAUGGGAUCCAAACAUUUAAUCUGGCUCACACAGCUCAAAGGAGGACUGAUGAAGAGAGGAGGGUUCAUUCUGAACUUGUGGAUUUGGAAACUGCUGAAGCUGUUUUUUAUAAACAGAAAGCUAAAGCACACUGGCUUAGUGAGGGGGAUUUGAAUACAAAAUGUUUUCAUCAGAAAUUUCAAGCUAAUAAGAAAAGGAACAAUAUUAGAGUUAUCAAAAGUGAGGAUGGGCAGUUGUUUGAAUCUUUUAAAGAUAUGGUUGUUGAGCUAGUGGGUUUUUUCACUAACCUCAUUGGCUCUACUGACCCCUUAGUUAAAGGCUGCUCUGCUGGAAAUUUGAAGGACUUGAUUAAUGUGUGUCUACCGGAUAGUGCAUAUGUAUGUCUUACUAAGGAGGUGAGUGAUGUGGAGAUCAAAGAGGCUCUCUUUAGACAAGGGAAGGAUAAAAGCCUAGGUCCUGAUGGUUACACUGAUGGCUUCUCCAAAGCUGCCUGGAGCACUGUGGGUAGUGAUUUCACUUCUGAUGUGAGGUAUUUCUUCCAAACUUCCUACUUAAUGUCUGCCUUCAAUUUCACAACCUUAGUUUUGGUCCCUAAAUUCCCAAAUGCUACCUUAGCAAAGGAAUUUAGACCUAUUUCUUGUUUCUCAGUUGCAUACAAAACUAUUACUAGAAUUCUUGUUGAUAGACUUACUCCUUACUUCCCUGGACUGAUUUCCCACAAUCAAUCAACUUUUCUCAAGGGUAGAAAUAUAGUUGACAAUAUCGUGUUAGCUCAGGAGAUAGUGAAGGGAUAUUCUAGGAAAAAUCUUUCCCCUAGAUGUACUAUAAAAAUUGACAUACAAAAGGCUUUUGAUUCUGUUAACUGGAACUUUUUAUUGUUUGUUCUUGGGGAAAUGGGGUUGUCUGAUAUAUUUUACAAUUGGAUCAAGGCUUGUAUUACUACCCCUAUGUACUAUGUUUGCUUGAAUGGCAGUGUAGUAGGGUAUUUUAAAGGGUCAAGGGGAUUAGGCAAGGGGAUCCUCUAUCCCCUUAUCUUUUUGUUAUUGUGA